AGGAGGCAGCGCGCGAGUCUCGUCCGGACAGUGCGCCGCCGCCGCCCGCAGCAGCCCCGACCCGGACUCGUGUACUGCUUUCUGCUCUGAUUCUCUCUGCUUGAUUCGGAGAUUUUGGGAGGAGCCGCUGGAGCUUGCGCACUGCUUCAUGCAGUCACAGUAAGUGUUCUGGGUCAUGAAACUUAAUCCACAGCAAGCUCCAUUAUAUGGUGACAGCAUUAUUACAGUGCUGCUGACUGAAGAAGACAAACUUGAAGACGAUGUAGAUUUUUACUUGGUGUUUACUGGGUCCGCUAUCCAACACUGCACAAGCACUAGAAAGGUUAAUCCUGGAACGCUGGAGACUAUUGCUCCUGGCCAUGACUGCUGCGAGACGGUGAAAGUGGAGCUUUGUGCCUCCAAGGAAGGACUUCCUAUUCUGGUGGUGGCAGAGGACAGGUUUCAGUUCAUUCAGGAUGAGGCCUACGAUGCAGCUCAGUUCCUAGCAACUUGUGCUGGGAAUCAGCAAGCACUGAACUUCACAAGAUUCCUGGAUCGGUCAAGGCCGCCCUCUGGGGACCUGAAUUUUCUGGAUGAGAAAGUGGCUUUGGCAUUUCGACAUCUGAAAUUGCCAGCAGAAUGGAAUGUGCUAGGAGCGGAUCAGACUCUGAACGAGAAUAUUCCCCGGGAGACACUGUUGCAUUUUUCAGUGAGGCUAGGUCUGCAGCGGUUGACGUGGUUUCUGUUACAGCAGCCAGGUGGAAGAGGAGCUCUCUGCAUCCGCAACAAUGAAGGAGCUACGCCUGUGACUCUGGCCUUGGAGAGGGGCUAUCAGAAGUUGCAUCAGCUUUUGACAGAGUAAGGAUGAUUUCCUCAG
This is a messenger RNA of Gavialis gangeticus (Gharial), 856 nucleotides long. RefSeq names its product A-kinase anchor protein 13-like. Bases 176 to 841 code for a protein of 221 amino acids. The transcript is spliced from 6 exons. Gene Ontology annotation, cellular component: membrane; actin cytoskeleton. Gene Ontology annotation, biological process: positive regulation of canonical NF-kappaB signal transduction; adrenergic receptor signaling pathway; regulation of Rho protein signal transduction. Gene Ontology annotation, molecular function: MAP kinase scaffold activity. The record is from RefSeq and is a predicted model, not a curated record. Lineage: Eukaryota; Metazoa; Chordata; Crocodylia; Gavialidae.